This is a messenger RNA of Anneissia japonica, 1324 nucleotides long. RefSeq lists its product as uncharacterized. The transcript has 3 exons. Bases 196 to 606 code for a protein of 136 amino acids. The record is from RefSeq and is a predicted model, not a curated record. Lineage: Eukaryota; Metazoa; Echinodermata; Crinoidea; Comatulida; Comatulidae.
UCAAUAGCCGUAUUGAAGACCAAGUACCCUUUGCUGUUCAACUCAGAUGAGCUUUUUGCAGAAUUUGUGAGACUCACUGGCCGUAAUGCAAAAGAUGAGAUAAACUGUAGGACAGAUACAUAUCUUUUGCCCCUAUCACGACUGCCUAGGCCGAGAGGGAAAUUUGAGAAGCAGCAACCACAAAGUAUUACUGAAAUGAAGGAAAAAAUGCUGGAGGUUGACAAUGACGAUGAUCGAAAAUAUGCUGCUCACUGUUUGGGGAUUUUGAGUCUUCCAUUUCAACUAAACGAAGAUAUCAAGCUUCUAAUUCACGAAGAACCGGGAACAGCUUCUAGGAAGACAUUCCAUGUGAUUGUGUUCACUGGUCCGCUCAUUGACUGUAAGCAAUUUUCUGUAUCGGCAGAAGAAGAGAUGCUAGGGGAGGUAUCUUCUUUUAUUGAAGCUGUUGCCCUACUGAUAACCUGUUAUUUUGUGUUUAACAUUGCCUAUCCUCCAAAAAUUGGAGUGACUAUGACCUUCAUCCAAAAGGUAUUGGUGGGUCACGACGAUCAAUUAAAGUCGACCCCGAAGUUGUUGUCCCUUUUGGGACGAAUAACCAAACAUUAAAAAAAAUCCAUCUGCUGUAAAAUAAUAUUUAAUUGAAGAGUUAUACUUUAAUAAAUUAAUUAUUAACCACCGGCAUACUUCCCUGCAUCUCGGUGAUAAUUUAUGGAGUGUGCUUUACAAAUUUCGCUGUAAAUCUAGGCAGCAGUGAUAGUGGCUCCAGUCUACUUAUCUAAAAUUGUGCUUUUGAUACCGGUCCAAAUAACUAGCAAAUUUUGUUUUAAUGUAAAUUUAAUAAUGACAUAAUUAGUAGUCUGCUUGUCAAAUUUACUUGGGUCUAGGCAGCUGUAAUUAGCAAUAGAUAUGUAGGUGACCCACUGUUGUAUCGAAUACUUGCAAAAAAAUUUUAUUUGGGUGAGAAUCCAAGUAACUAGCCUGUUGCCAAAACCACUAAACUACGGAGCUUGUGUUUGUGUUAUACUUACAAAUGCUAUUUCUAUGUGAUUUUGAAUUGGGAAAAUAUCAUAGCAGUUAUAUUUUGCACUACCAUUCAUUUGAUCCAUAUUGCUGAAUAAGUUUGUUAUGCUGUGUUGCGUGGAACUAAUAUUACUGGAGUUUGUACUUAAACAUUUGUGUUUGGACUAUUCUACAUAGAGGUUUUAUAGAAUACCAUCAAUAAUGCAUACUGCAAUGUAUGUAUGUAUUACCACUUUUCCAAAUGGUUAUAGCGCACUCAGCUAUUUGAUGUUAAUAAAAGUAAUAAACUGUUGAAAUACUCUAA